Molecule: messenger RNA, 5100 nt
Organism: Zygotorulaspora mrakii
Lineage: Eukaryota; Fungi; Ascomycota; Saccharomycetes; Saccharomycetales; Saccharomycetaceae
Gene: USO1
Product: Uso1p
Exons: 1
Coding region: 1-5100 (1699 amino acids)
Biological process (GO): transcytosis; vesicle fusion with Golgi apparatus; intracellular protein transport
Cellular component (GO): Golgi membrane; ER to Golgi transport vesicle membrane; cytoplasm
Source: RefSeq, a predicted model, not a curated record
AUGGAGUUGCUACAGGGCUUUAUGCAGCCACCGAAGGCUCAGUCUGUAGAUGAGACAAUUCCGACCUUAUGCGAUAGGGUAGAGAACGCUACUUUGAUUGGCGACAGAAGAUCUGCUAUAUUGGGUUUAAAGUCGUUCAGUCGUGAAUACAGGGAGACAGUAGUUGCUCUGGGGUUGAAACCUUUGCUGAAUACUUUGAAAAGGGAUUUCGUGGAUGAGGCAUCCGUGAAGGCGAUCUUAGAGACGCUCUUAAUUCUAUUCAUAAGAGGUGAUGGAACAAAUGACCUAACACGAAGCUGGAUUUCGCAGCAGUCUCGUUUACAAAGCGGAAAAUAUCCUUCGCCAUUGGUUAUGAAGCAGGAGAUGGAGACAGUAGAUCAGUUUUCUCUUUGGAUCGCCGAUGCGAUCACCCAGUCUGAAGAAAUGGUGCAUCUCUUGAUUCAGCUGUUGGAGACAGGCAAUUUCCACGUUCGAUUAUACACAAUACAGAUACUGGAAGCGCUUGUGGCGACUAGGCCUUCGAGAGCGAGAACUUCUAUCACUUCUUUGCCAACAGGUGUAUCUACUUUGGUUUCAUUACUGGACGACGCUCAUGAAGCGGUUAGAGAUGAGAUCAUCUUAUUGUUGAUGGCAGUCGUGAAUAAUUCCUCGCAUGUACAGGGUCUCGUUGCUUUUGAGAAUAUAUUUGAAAGAUUAUUUUCUAUCAUUGACGAAGAAGGAGGACUUAGGGGCUCCAUUGUCGUUAAUGAUUGCCUAUCGCUAAUCCACAACAUCUUGAGAUACAAUACGUCAAAUCAAACUUUAUUUUUGGAAACUGGUAACUUGCCCAAACUUGCACAUAUCUUAAAUGAGCCACUCCAGGAGGAAUCUUUUUUUUGGAAUGAGCAAAGAAUUAUUAACAUCAAUACAGCAUUGGAUAUUGUGACUCUUACGGUUGAACCAGGUACUACCAAAACAGAAAAGCAUCAAAAUGUUUUAUUAGAAUCAAAUGUUUUGAUGAUCGUGCUUAGGUUGGUCUUUUUUCCUAAUAUUCCAAAGAAAGUAAGGCCUGUUGCUGUUCUUGCGGCUGCUGAUAUGGUGAGAGGAAAUAAAGUAUCGCAAAGAGAAUUUAGUAAGAUUGAUGUUCCCUACUUUGAUGCCUCUUUACCUGCAGAUCUCAUCAAAGCUGAUGAAAGUGAUUUAGUUCCCGUAGUUGAUCUCUUAAUAAAUUGGGCUCUAUAUGCAAAUUCCAUUCAUGCUUUCCCAACAAGAGUAUCAGCUGUUGAGUUACUUAAAUCUUAUCUCAAGGGUAAUCAGGAGCAACAGUAUAAAUUCAUACAAGAACAGAUUACUUAUUAUGAAAAGAACGGUAAUGCUGACGAAAUCGCGAAUAGACACAGUCAUUUUAAAUGUAACCUUUUCGAGGCACUAUUCGAUUACGAUCCUGAUUUAAAACUGAAUCCUUAUAAAUUGUAUUUUACGACAGAUUUAUUCAUGUAUCUAUUCGAACUAGACAAUGAAGGUAAUGAAUCGCUAAGAGAAAUGACGCGUCAUAUGAGUACGGGGAAUGAUCUUGAUGGGGAGGAACAGUUGUGCUCUAUUCAAACUCUUAGUGAGUUACUUAUUACAUCACUGUCAUCAGAUGAUGUCCGUAUACCGAUAUCCUACAUUACUAUUCUGGUGUUUUGGUUGUAUGGAGAUCAGAAUGCGGUUAAUGAUUUCCUUUCAAGUAAGGCGACGAUCCAAUCAUUACUUUCUUUUUCCUAUCAGAUUGAGAGUGAGCAUGAUAUGACUGUAAAGUGUUUAGUCACCAUCUUACUGGGUGUCUCGUAUGAAUUUUCAUCGAAAGAUUCGCCAUUUCCAAGAAAAGACUAUCUAGAAUUCAUUACUAAGACGUUAGGAAAGGAUAAUUAUUUGUCUCGAAUCAAGCAAUUCAAAGCAGAGUCAUUGUUUUGUAAGGCUGAUGCACAGGCGAAUAUCUUAGACCCUAGCUUCGAUGAAAGUGGCCUACCUGAAGUUUAUUUUAGCUCCACUUUUGUCUCGUUCUUUCUCGAUAACUACUACCGCAUCAAAGCUGCAUUAACACAUAGCCCUGAUGAAGAGCCAUGUUCCAAAAUUACAUUCGAAAUUUUUGAAGAAGUACAGACUCGAUGUUUAAGUCUGAAGGAAGAGCUAAAAGUUCUCAGAUUAACAAGUCAAAAAAGUUCCGAUUCUGUUGAGGAGCAACUGAGCAGCUUGAAUGAGAAAUAUGAUUCUGUUCUGCAAGAAUAUGAAUCUUUCAAAACGAAACACUCCUCUUUGGAAAAUCAAUUUCAGGCGGCAACCAAAGAACUUGACAAUUCAAAAGCUUUGAUUAAAACGAUUACCGAAGAGAGAAAUCGACUCUAUGAAUCUAAAGAAGCAUCUUUUAAAGAUUGCGAGGAAAAAUCAGAUGAGCUCACAAAAAUUAAACUCACACUGGAGACCCUAGAAAGAGAACUAAAGGGUAUGAGAAGCGAAAAGGAAAAGGCAGAAAAUGGUAUAAACAAAAUGAACCGGGAACUCCUUUUACUUACGAAAGAUAAUGAAGAAUUGCAAAAUCGAAAUAAACAACUUGAGAAGGAAACAGGAAAACAGAUAUAUGAUCUGCAGAAAAAGGGAAAGCAGUUAGAGAGUGUUUUAUCCAAAAAAGAUGAUUCCUUCAAAACUGUGUGUGCUGAGCUAGAGCAAACUAGAGAAUUGCUCAAGGAAACAAAAGAACAACUAGUGGCAGAAACUAAUGAGUGGAAGGCAAAGUUUCAAAGUCAUGAUUCACUUGUUUCGAAAUUAACAGAAAAAUUAAAAAGUCUGGCAAGCAGCUACAGGGAUAUGCAGACUGAUCGCGAUGAUCUCCAAAAUCAGUUGUCCGCAAUAAGUUCAAGGAACGAGGAACAGAUGGUCAAACUUAAGGGUUCGCUUGAUAAUAGCAUGCUGAAAACCGAGGAACUUGCAUCUCAGAACAAGCAAUUAAAUACUGAUCUUCAGGGUUUGAAAGAUACCCAUAGCCAAGAAGUUAAUAGCUAUAGCAAGAAGCUCUCAUCUGUUUUAAAAGAAAUGGAGAUACUCAAAGAGAAUAUCCAUACUUUAGAGGUUCAGCUGGAUGCAAAACAAGUCGAAGGAGUAAAUAAUGAUGCCACCAACCGUAAAUUAGAAGAGACCUGUGCAGGCAUGGAAAAGCGUAUUCAAAACUAUGAAAGAUUGAUCCCUCCGCUAGAAUCGCGUUGCAAAGAAUUGGAGAAAGAACUGCAGGAUUCACAACUUAUGUCAUCUUCUCUUCAAAAGGAAAAAUUUUUAAUGCAGAGCCACUUAGAUGAGCUAUCGAAUGCUUAUAAAACUUCAGUUGAGAAGAUAAAAAAUCUUGAAAAGGAACUUGCUCAGAACGCUACAUCUCAUGAAGAAACCGUAGAGGGAUUAAAUAAUACUAUCAAUGAGUUACAUGGAGAAGCUUCUAAACUGAAUGUUAAAUGGGCUAGUAUGGAAGAAAAAAUGGCUGCAGCUGAGAAUAAUGUUUCGCAAAGGACUGAAAGCGAGCUAGAAAGGCUCAGAACAAGCAAACAAGAUAUUGAAGAGAGCUGCAGCGUCAAGGACCAUGAAAUCUUGAAUUUGAAAUCUGAAUCUAAAAAUUUGGAAACGAAAGUGGAUUCUAUCUUGGAUGAUUUGAAACGUGAACAAUCCAUCAAGGAUCAACUGCAGCACCAGCUUGAAAUCUUGAAAGAAUCCAAAGCGGAAGUCGAAGCUGAAAAAAAAGCAUUAAUUGACGAAAAUGAACGCUCACAAAGGCUUCUCAACAACAAAGAAGAACAACUCAAGGAGUCCAGUGAGUCCUUCACAUCCGACUUGCAAAAGAUGAAAGAAAAGCUCAAUUCAAAAACAAAGGACAUGGAAGGUGAGAUUGAGCAUCUGCGGUCGGAAUUGAAAAACAGAAGCCUCGAAAUUGAAAAAGAGAGGAAUCUUUUGAAGCAGGGAUCAGAUUUGGUUACUCAGGGAUUAUCUGAUAAAGUUGGGAAACUUGAGGAGAUGCUGAAUUCUGAAGAGCAAAAAAUGCGCAAAAAAUCGAAAGAACUUGAUGUAGCCAAGAGCCUUGUCGAGAAGCUUAAGUCCGAGAAUAAAAAGCUAUCAGUUAGCAGUAAAACAAACAUUGACAACUUGCAAAGCUCGUACGAGAACAAAGAGAAAGACUUCUUGAAAGUCACGGAGGAAUUACAAAAACUCAGAGUUUAUGAGGAUGAUAAAGCGUGUGCAUUACAAACUCAAAUAAGUGUGCUUAAUCAAACUAUCAAUGAAAAUUCCGAGAAAGAGAAAUCGCUUAAAGCACAAAUUGCUCAAAAUGAACAAUUGAUAAAUGUUUCUAAAAAUGACGCAGCUUCUUUAAAUGUGCAGAUGAAGCUUAAUGAAGCAGAACUGAAAACCCUCAAAGAGAAGAGCAGUGCAGCAGAGAUGCACAUUAAGACGCUCACGGCAGAAAAGGAAGAGCUGAAUGAAAAGUUCAAAAAAGAAACUGACAAGCUAAUGGAUAAUAACGGAAUUCUUGAAUGGAAGCUUCAGGGACUUAUGGAAAAGAUUAAAUAUUACAAUACUGCGUUUCGAGAAAGACAAAGCUUCAAAGAUCAUGUGGACAUCAAGGAUCAAGAUUUAACAGCUAGUCAUGCUCUUGGGAAUGGAGAUGAAACACCGGCUCAAGCUGAUCAUUUUGGAUUGAAUAAUGACAUAUUGGAGGAUGAAGUGCAGUACAUGGCAAGACAGCUCGAUCAUUGGAGGACUGUGAUAGAGGAAAAAAAUGUCGCUUUGAAAGUGAGCGAGAAUUUGAACGAGAGCUUAAGUGAUGUGGCAGAUGCUCUGAAAAAAGAAAAUGCUUCACUGAAAGAGCAAACCCAAGAGCUCUUAAAUGUUUCGGAAAAUAAGAAUUCAAGCUCCGAAGUAGACGAUUUAAUGCUUCUAGUAACAGACCUUGAUGAAAAAAAUGCGAAGUAUCGUGCAAUGUUAAAGCAAAAUGGAGUGAAUUUUAGCUCUGACGACGAUGAAGAAGACGAAGAAGACGGAGAAGACAACGGAGAUGAUGAUGCUGAAAAUGAAGAUGAGAGUGAAGAUAAUAGUGAUAGAUAA